CCGUCGCGCGAGUUUGUCGAUGGCUUCGUAGCGUGCUUGACACGACCGAUGGAGGUCGAAGGUCACGGAAGUCCUGGAUUUUAUUAAGGCUACCAUGGAUUGUCUAUGCUGCGAUGAAGUAUUGUCACUGUGACUGUGUGAUUAGUGACUGCUGUAGAAUUCGGUCGAUUUUCAGAUAACUUUUUUUAAUGCACAGAAAUGUGCAUUCAUGGAGAGACAGAUCUUGGAUUCUGAGUGAAAAAGUGGAGUCAUAAAUCACUUGUCAUGAGCUGGAGAACACUACUGUGAGAACACCACCUGUGUGUCGCUACACAACAUUAUGUCAAAUUCUAAAAGCUUACUUUUAGAAGACUUUCAUCAGAACAAAACAUCUAUAGUCACAUUAUAAAUCAGUCCAAAGUUAACCAUGUCUCUUGUGAAAAGAGCAAACUGGUGACAAUGUAGUUCUGGAGAUAUUUAUUAGGGUCUGCUUAACCUCUAAACUCAGAAGCAGUAUGCUUUUUCCUUCUGUUAACUUUGUGGUCUGUUGACAUUUUGUAAAUUCCAGGUAAAAAAAAAUGCAUAGCUUGAAUAAAGUGCUUAUUUUUAUGGCAGCAUUAUCUGUCAGAAUCCAACAAUAUGCCUGCUUUAGUGUUGACUCCUAUCAUGCAGAAAAUAGGCUUCUACAGGUAGCUGUAGAUCCUGUAUCAGGCACAGUCUUCUUAGGUGGACAGAAUGUUCUGUUGCAGAUGACAGAAAAUUUGCAACUUAUUGAAUCAUUAACUUUAGGCCCAAAAGUUGACAGUCUAGACUGUGAUCCUUCACUGGGAUGUGUCAAUGGAGCUCUCACAGAAAAUUAUGUGAAAGUUUUAGAAGUUCACCUACUAAAGCAGAAGCUUCUUGUUUGUGGGACUGUUCACCAAGGUAACUGUAGUUUGCAUUCACUUGCCAAUAUCUCAAAUUUUCAAGAUAUUACUAACACAUCUGUUUCAAACUUCCUUGGCAGUCGGAAAUCUGUUGUUGUGCAUAUAAGUAAUUUUUCAAACCAGUUGGGCUGCCUUAUAGUUGGCCAGGAGUAUGAUGGACGCAACGCAAACUUUUCACCUAAUGUUUUCUCAGUCAGAAAAAUUGAAAGCCCUGCUGGCAAGAACUCCAUUAAUUUUUUUCAUUAUGAUGAAGCUGCUUCAACAAUAUCUGCGCUGGAUAUACCAAGUUCACAAAAGUCAACAUAUCACAUGGAGUUUGUGAACAUUUUCCAUGAUGAUGAGUUUAUCUAUUUUUUGACUGUGCAACAGAAAUCUUUAUCCUCACCUGGUAAACCUUAUCCAAGACUUUCUCGCAUAUGUAAUAAUGAUGUUGCUUUUUACUCCUAUGUUGAGAUUGGUUUGCUUUGUAAAUUUGCUGGCGAACAGUACCCAAUGAUUCUUACAGCAGUUCAGCAUGAUGAAAUGCUUUUUUUUACUGCGGGCCGCGCUUCAGACGAACAGCCUUUUGAGGCUGAAACUGCACGGGUUCAGUUGUGUGGUAUUCGCAAAAGUGACAUAAAGAAUUUUUAUUUUACUGUAAAUACAAACUGCUAUGGAAGCGGAGUUGGUGUGCAACGUUCUUCCUGGUUUUAUGGCAGAGAGGAGCAAUGUAGUCCAAAUCAGGUGUCAGAUUUCUGUGGAGAUAGUAACAACAGGAUCAUCCAAUCACAGUCUACCCUUGAUAACACCAUCUCAGAUAAAAUACAUGUGUUUUAUGAAUUUCCAUCAGAGCUGGUAACAUCUCUGUCUGCCACCACUCAUGGUAGCAAAACAGUCCUCAUACUGGGGACUAAUACAGGCAGAUUUAUAAAGAUGGCAGUGACUUAUGAUGGAGGCAAAUUUACCUCUUCCCGAUAUAUGGAGUACCCACUGAGUGAUCAACCAAUUCAGAAAGAUACAGCCUUUGAUAAAGAAGGGAAAAGCUUGUAUGUUCUUUCAGACAACAAGGUGUACAAAUUUCCAAUUCAUUCCUGUUCUGUGCACAAAGAUUGUGGGGACUGUUUGAAAAGCAAGGACCCUUUGGGCUGUGGAUGGUGUGUGGACUCUUGUACAACAAAAAUUGAGUGUCCUACGAAUAAGAUAUGGACUGAUCCAUUUUCAGAUGUUACUCCAAGCUGUCCACCUAUUCUGUACUCUAUUCCUGAAGUAAAAUCUGUCAGUAAAAAAGGGCCACAAUCAGGAGGAACCAAUAUCUCAUUCAGCGGAGAAAAUCUGGACAUAGGUUCCAAUCUGAGCGUUGCAUUUGUCAACUCUGAGCCAUCAAGCUGCAUUAUCUAUGGUAAAUCUUCUACAUCUAUCAGCUGUACAACAACACCCAGCCAGACUGUUGGGGAGAAACGUAUUGUUAUCACCAUUGAUGAUGAGCAAAUAAUUCUGACGCAGACUUUCAAUUUCUUAAGGGAUCCAAUCAUUCUAGAAAUGUUCCCACGCAGAUCUUUUUUCAGUGGUGGUAUAACAAUCACCAUGACAGGUGAAAAUCUUCAUGCUGCUGCUCAGCCAUUACUAAGAGGCAUUUACAAUGGUAGUGAUAUAGGAUCCUCAGAGAUUUGUCAGUCAAGCACAGAUGGAAAACAAAUGACAUGUCCUGCACUAAAUGUGGAGAAGCUGUUUCGAUCAACAAAGCACCAGCUGGAACUUGUACGGCUGUAUGUGGUGAUGGACGGCGUUGAACUUUUGAGGAACCUGAGGAAUAUCAACGAAUUUCAGUAUUUUCCAGAUCCAGUCUUCUUUCCUUUCAGUGGGGAGAAUAAGCUGAAACAAUUUGAUGUCAGCACAGAAGAAUUCUUGGAACUGUCGGGCAAGAAUCUUAAUGUUGGCUUCAGCGCACAAGACAUUGGUGUAUUUAUUGGGCAAGACCGUUGCAUUGUCAUUGAAAAAUCUGACAGCAUCCUUCGUUGCAAGCCUGAAGUCAAAGACGACUACAUAGAUAGCCAAAAUCAUCUACCUAUUCAUGUGCAGCUGGGUAACCUCAACUUCAGUGCUUCACAGAUUGGGUAUAUUAUUUAUUUGAAAAGUGCACAGGCAGGCCUUACAGGAGCUCUAAUUGCCCUAGUUGUGGUGGUAAUCCUGAUAAUCCUAGGAGUUAUUGUGUUGGUAGUUAUCAUGAAAAAGAAGAGAGUUGGGUUUUUCAAGCCUAAGUCUUCCACCACAAUUGCUUACACUGCAGGCCAUGAAGUUGGAAUGCAUAAUCUGGAUGCUAAUGGAACAAGAACCUACACACUGGAGGCCAGAGAAAAUGACUAUUUUGACCGUACUGAAAUACAUGGAGCAGCAGCAUCACCUCUACACCAUAUUGAUGAGGACAUGCUGAAAUUGAUUCAAAAUGAAAGCCUACUUAUAGACCAUGACUGUUUGACUUUGGGAGAGGAGAUUGGUAAAGGCAACUUUGGAUGCGUUCGACGAGGAUUUCUUACUUUGCCAGAACAGAAAGGAGAUAUUUUGGUGGCGGUGAAAACACUUCAUGACAACAAUCCCCGUGAAAUAGAGCUCAACAGCUUUCUACAAGAAGCUCUCAUCAUGAAGGACUUUCACCAUAGCAAUGUUUUAACUCUAAUUGGCAUCUGCCUGAACCUUGAUGACAUGCCUUUGGUUGUUCUGCCUUUCAUGACUCAUGGUGAUCUUCAUACCUACAUUCGGGAUCCGAACAAUCUACCCACAACCAAAGAUUUGAUUAUGUUUGGAGUUGACAUUGCUCGUGGUAUGGAGUACUUGGCUGGUCUCAAGUUUGUACACAGAGAUCUAGCUGCCAGAAAUUGCAUGUUAGAUGAAGAAUUCCGUGUGAGGGUGGCUGACUUUGGCUUAGCUCGUGACAUUUAUGAAAAAGAGUACUACAGUUCUGAGAACAAGAAGGCCAAGCUCCCCGUCAAGUGGAUGGCUUUGGAGAGUCUGGAGAAAGGCACAUACAGCUCAAAGUCAGAUGUGUGGUCAUAUGGAGUUGUUCUGUGGGAGUUGCUAACGCGGGGAGUGACUCCAUACCCAGAAGUUGACAACUGGGACAUCAUACGUUACCUCAAGGCAGGACGACGCAUGCCUCGGCCAGAAUACUGUCCAGACAGGCUCUAUGCCAUCAUGAGAAACUGCUGGUCAGCAGACCCAGCCAGUCGUCCCACCUUCUCGCAAUUGGUCACCGACAUUCUAAACAUGGUAGAGGAACUUGAGCACAUCACUGGCAGCCAGCAACGCAACAUCAAGACAACAUAUGUCAACAUUGAUGAAUGUACCAACUACCAUUACCAUGAUGACUUGGAGCAGCUAAGGUCAAAUGCAGCCCUUUCUGAGGAUUUCACAAAUGCAUGAGGUGAUGAUUCUUGGAUUUAUCAUGCAUUAUAUUUAUACUUUUUAUUGAAUUUUUCCAAAGUAUUAAAAGAUGUAUACAGAAGUAUUCUGUUUGCUCAUGUUUAUAUUCUGGGCAUUAAAAGAGUUACCUUUGGCAAACCUUUCGUGUCCACAGCAUCAGUCACAUACCAUUCAUGUUUGCAUUGACAUAUUCAGACAAUCAGGCUCCACCCUUUAUAUAUACAUAUUUAAAUAUAUGUAUAUCAAGACAAAGGCAUUUUUGUUUCAUGAUCAGCUUGCCUGGUUUUUUUUUAAGCAGAAUAAUUCACCUAUGUUUCCCUCAACAUCUGGAAAGUUUUUUUUAAGGUCACUAAUAGUUAUAAUACUUCCUUCCACAUAUAUUCUAAAUCAUUUUAUACUUUUUCAAUCCAACACUCAUUUCAUUAAAAGAUGCCAAAGUUUCUCACAAAUUGUACUUAGGUUGGUUUUCUGAAGAUUGUUUAGUGGUAAUUGUAAUGGUUGCUUCUGUGACGUAAUGCACCUGAUUUUGUAUAAGUUAUGUGUGAUAUGGUAGCCCUGUUCAUGGUGGCUCAUGUGAUGCAAGUGUUUUUGAUUAUGUCAUGAUCUCAAAUGUGAUUAUGUAAAUUGUGCAAGCAGAUUGUGGAAGCUUAGGACUAACAAAUUAAAGAUUCCAAAAUUUAUCCUUGCUGAGAAAGAAACCAUCCGGUCGUCAGAUCUGGAGGUACUUUAGAGCCAGCCAGAAAGAAAAUGGAUGACCAUCAUUGUUCAGAUAAGGAGAUACAGGCAUUAUCCUCAUAUUAAUUACACAUUAAGACUGUCUUGUUAAUACCACACCACAUUGGCAAUCAAGACCAAUUAUUUUUUUAGGGACUAUUUGCCACUGUUACUAUUGAACAACAACAACGAAGAAGAAGAAUUUUCUAAUCUUAUAUCUAAAAUUUGUCAAACAACAAAUUCAUUAAGUUUUUUUCCUAUUUUUAGAAGCUUUGAAGUGCCUUCUAAAUCAUGUGAGCCCUAACAGUUGCAUGCUCAAGUGCACUUAUUGUUAAAAUAAUUUUACACAGAUGUUUUUACACAUUACAAACUGUUUUCACAUUAUAGAAUUUUAAAUAUUUCCAAUUCACUUAACUUCUGCCUUAGCACUUCCGACACCAAAUAGUAAUAAUGAGAAGUAUUACAUAUGGACAUUAGAAGUUUUACUCCAUAUUGCAUUGAAUAUUACUGAUUAAAGAUGUUGCUGCUUCUAAGUUACCUGAAAAGAUGGGGAAAAAAAUCAGCAAAAUACCAAGAAAAUGAAAAGCAACUGAAGAAACCUCAGUGCAAAAUUACCUCAAAAACAAGUGUGUGAGGGCAAUGAAGGGUAUUCAUCAUCUGAGUAUAAGAUGACUGUGCUUUGGUAUUAACCAUAGUUAAGAUAACAGAAAUGUAUUUUUCUGUUGUAAAGCUUGUAAUUUCAUGUAUGUUGAGUUCUGAAAAUUUAUUCUAUUUUACCAGCAUUGUGAGAAUUAUAAAGGAUGUAAUUUUUGUGUAUAGUAGAUUUUAUUUCUGGACCAAAUAGUUACGCAUUUUAAAGUGUUGGGUCAUAGUAGUUAAGUAUCGUGAAUGAACUACCAUAUGCUGGCAUUAUCAUAAGCUCCUAAAUUUAAGUGCUAUUGAAAUCAUUAUUAUUUACACCAUGUGCAAAACUCUUAACCCAAACUUAAUCUUGUUUAAAAAUCCAGUAAUUCCAGUACAAAAGCCAUGACUGAUCUUAACAGUGAUGUUUUCUUUUUUUUUUUUUUUUUUUUUUUGCAUGGGACAGCUUUCUGUCAUCAAUUUAAAACUGCUAAUAAUAGUAAUUAAGAAUUGCAAAAAAAUUUAGAGGUGCUUUUUUUCUUCGUAAAAGACACCUAACUGAAUUAUAUCAGAUUAUGUACAUAUGUUGUAUAAUUCCAAAAUACUCCAGACCAUAAGAGUGUUUACAGCCCAAUUAUGAAGGAAAACAUCCUUAAGCCCAAUCAUGGCAGCUGAAUUGUACAAGAGUAAUGUAAGGAGAACAAGUUGUGUAUAUAUAUAUGUAUAUGGUAUAAUUUGCUAACUAAAAAUGCAUGCUGCUUGCCCUCAACAUUAUUAACGGCUUCCCUUUUUUUAAACCAUUUUCUUAUGCAUGCACAUUUUUUUUAUAUAUAUAUAACUUGAGAUUUAAACAAGGUGGGACCAAAAUGUUAUGUCCCCUUUCCCUAACAUAACAAGUUCAAAACCCUUUGAAAUUAUCUGUUUUUGUCAUCUGAUUACUCCUUACCAAGUGCCCCUGCAUACCUGAGCAUCUUUAGGGUUUUAUUAAGAUAGGCCAGUAGCAGGUCACGAAGGCCUCUAAAACUUGUGCAAUUAGUUUCCUAACCAUAAGGAUUAUCUUUAAGUUGAGGCAGGUUUAGAUAAGCAAUCAUCUGUGACAUUUGAUUGGGUAAUGCACCAACACAUCUGUGGUAAAAAUGAAGAUAGGUGAGAUCAUUUUUGAACACUUGUUUUUGGUAGGCUGAAAGUAACUAAUGUGCUAUGAGUAAAUUUCAUACUCAUAUUUGAUUUGCAUUCAUGCAUGUUUUGGUCCCAUUUCUCAUGGAUACAAGGAUGCUGUAGAGUGGAUGAAUUUUUUUUUUUUUUUUGUUCAUCUUAGCUGUAAAUGUCAUGGCUUAGUUUGCAAAGUACUGUUAAGCUGUGGGUUGCAUGUAUGCUUGUAAUUGGUUGUGUUGGUGACCUGGUUAUGGCAGAGAAUGAUGGUAUAUUGCAACAUGUUUAUCAUAUAUUGAUCAUAUGAUGCAUUUUUAAGCACCAUCCUUGCCUAUAGUUUCCAUGACAUUGUAUCACUGAGAACCCUGAUAGCAAAUAUGUACUUCAAUGCUAAGCUUUAUAUAUUAAAUACUGCUAUUUCAAUAAGGUUUAAAAAAACAACCAAAACUUGAAUAGUCCCAAGAAUUCAUCAAAAUAAAGGAUAAUGAAUUGUGAGUAAUGUGUGCAGGUUAAGAUGGUACUACAAGGUUGAAAAUAUACUAGAUGCUAUGCACAGAUUUCAUUCUGUAUUAGUGUUUAUUGCUGGCAUUUAGUAAUGCUGUGAAAUGCAAUCAUAUGUACUUUCCUGUUCAUGUUGAAGUGCAUAACAAUCAUUAUUCCACAAACAUUUCUAUUUUAUUAUACUCCAUUAACACUAAGAUAUGUUAUGCUCUUGGCAUCAAGACCUGAUACCACUGAAUAUUAUACAAAUCUUCUUACCAGAAUACUUUAACUUUUAAAAAUAUGUGUGUAUAUUUUACUUUUCAUUAUUCUUUAUGAAAAACGCUGUUGAUCUUCCAUUGUUGUGCUAAUGUUAUUCUUCUAUGCUGUCCUUAGCUCUCUCCCCCCCACUUUAUUUGCAUACAUUUGUGUAUACGAUCUCAUUUUUGUACUUAAAUAUUUCAUGAAUCUGUCGCUUAGAAUUGUCGCCUCCCUGUACAUCAACCCAUCCACUUGUUACUUCAGUGUUGAUGAAUUCGUUCAGUAGUAGCAGGAAAUAUCGUUCAUUAUUAAGGGACAUAGAACCAUACCCUAGAAAUGUGAUUUGAUGAAUAUGCACACCUUUCCAAUCACUUCCCCCCACCCCCCACAACUUAUUAUCAACAAUACAAAAAAAACUAAUGUAAAAUGAAUAAGCAGUAUUGUGCUACACAGAUAUCAUAAAAAAUUGUUUCAAGUAUUUGUCCUCUUGAACAGCUGCAAACCAGAGGAGGGGAGGAAGGGGAAUAAGCAAAACCAAAGCUUUGCCGAGAAUAGAGAGUUAUUAAUACUUGGGUGAGUAAAAUUACAAAAUAUGCAGUCAGCCAGGUGGAAUUUUUUUUAACCCCCCAAACAAGUUUAUUCUUGUUUGUAACAUUUGAAUUUUAUUCUCUACUUAUCUAUAUAUUUUACUUACAUUUUCACAUUCCUUCGUUAAGAAUUAUGAACUUGUGUGCCCACAAGUAUUUUUCUCAAUAUUUUCAAAUAACAAGGAAAGCUGUGCACAAAAGACUUUUUCAUUACAAUUUAUUUUAUUUACUUUUUGUUAACUUGUUCAUAUCUCUAUCACCGAUUAUUAUUUAGCUUUUUCUAUUCAGUUCGUACCUGCAAAUGCAAGCACCCUUUAUAGCUCAGUUUUAACGAUACACCGUACUGAAUGAGUUUAAGCUUAACUGACAAAGUUUAGAGACCUUGAAUAUUGACUCCUCAAACACAACACUUGUGCACAUUGUGAACUUUUAAGUGUACAUGCCUUGCUAAGCUGGGAGCAUGGAAUGUCAGUUCAUUACUUUGAGCUAGGUUUAUUUGUAACUUUUUUGGAAGUCUUCGUUAACCACCUUCCAGUAUUUGUGUGUGAAAGAACAUGGCAUCUGAGUUGUGUAUUUUAAACUAUAAUAAAAAUAAUCCAAAUUUGUAUCACUACAACUGAUUUAUGGAAGACAAAGGAUAAAAAGAAAUGAGUAAAGAACAAUGUUUUUGAUAUUUCACUUAAUAUUAAGUUAAUGCAUGUUAGAUUCUAAAGACAUUUCGCAUGUUGGGAAAAUUAUGCAAAACAGUCCACUUUUAAAAUCAUAGGCAUCAAUAAACAUGUUGCUUGUUUGAUAAGUGAUACAACUGGGGAAUGUUGCCUUUUGUACCUGAUCAGUACCACCAAAUGCAUUUCAGCAACUUCCUUUCUCACUUAUCUUUUAUUCCUUGUAGCUUUGAAAGAUUUUAUUACUCCAGUAGGCCAAUUGCUGCUGCACAUAAAACCCUGAUAUCAGCAAGCCAAAGGGGCAGCUGCUUAGAAUUUUUUAGUGUCUUGUAGGUGCUCGUGAAUGGUUCCCCAAGAAGCUAAGGUUUGAUUGUAAAGCUUUGCAUUUUAUUUUGCAAUGUAUGAAUAAAGAGCAUAAUGUUAGU
This is a messenger RNA of Pomacea canaliculata, 9206 nucleotides long. Its product is annotated as hepatocyte growth factor receptor-like. Gene Ontology annotation, biological process: multicellular organism development; positive regulation of kinase activity; cell surface receptor protein tyrosine kinase signaling pathway. Gene Ontology annotation, molecular function: protein binding; ATP binding; transmembrane receptor protein tyrosine kinase activity. The record is from RefSeq and is a predicted model, not a curated record. NCBI's taxonomy places the organism in Eukaryota, Metazoa, Mollusca, Gastropoda, Architaenioglossa, Ampullariidae. Gene Ontology annotation, cellular component: signaling receptor complex.